AUGGCCCCGCCGCCCGCCUCCAGCUCGUCGCUGCCGCUGUCUCUGCCUCUGCUCGUGCUGGCGCUGGCGGCCGCCGCCACCCUGUGCGCGGCCGACGUCGACAUCGUCGAGCACACACCCGAGUACAUUCGCCCGUGUCCACGGAAGGAUCCGAAUGCCAAUGGUUGCAUCAGGGAACUGUUCCAGCACAUGUUUCCUUAUCUAGCAAAAGGCAUUCCCGAGAUCGGCGUAGCGCCGUACGAGCCGCUGCGUAUCCCGCGCCUGGCACUGAGCAAGGGCCAGGGCGCAGUCCUCAUCUCGGGCAGCUUCUCCGACAUCGUCGUCCGGGGGCCCUCCAACGCCACCACCACCUUCGGCAGGCUGGACACGGAGCAGCAACGCCUCGAGUUCGGCCUGCAGAUCCCGGACCUGCGCCUGGAAGGCAACUACGACCUCAAGGGCCACAUCCUGCUGCUGCCACUCGUCGGCAACGGGCGCGCCACGCUCAGGCUCGGCAACACGACAACGACGGUGUCCACAAGGUACGUGGUGGAUAGCGUUCGUGGACGCGAUGUGAUGCGCAUCGUCACCAUGAAGGUCGACUUCACCGUCGCAUCCAUGCACAUCCACCUCUACAACCUGUUCAACGGCAACAAGGUGUUAGGGCACACGCUGAACACGUUCCUCAACAAGAACGGGCAGGAGGUGCUGGCGGACUUGGAGGAACCCUUGGGCGAAGCUCUCAGCGAGGUGUUCAUCGACCUCGUCAACCAGAUCUUCACCCACAUCCCGCUCGACAUCUGGCUGCCCUCUGGCGGGAGACGAUAGCUGCAGUGGACGCCGACGAUGCGGCCGUUUAAUCCCGAAUCGUCGUUAGCCAAUUCAACCACCAUGGCCAUACUUAACAUUUACUUUUCAGCAGGCGGUAGUUUGUGACGAACAGUUGCUUUUCUUUCUAGUUCGUUUGCCAUGCAACAUCGCUUGUGGUUGAAAAAGUGCCGAGAAUUAUUAAUCUCUUAUUCUUCUUUGUCUUUUCAUUGUAAUUCAUAUGCAAAACUCAACUGCACUUAUGACCCAGAACAUUAUGAACACCUAAAUAAUAGCCGGUAUGCAUACCUUUACAACGGAUAACAGCUGCGACGCAUGGUGGCAUGGAAGCAAUGAGGCUUUGGUAGAUCGCUGGAUAGAGUUGGCGCCACAUCUGCACACACAAGUCACCCAAUUCCCGUGAAUUCCUGGGAGGGGGACGAUAAGCUCUGAUGCCAUGUUCAGUCACAUCUUGGAUCUGGCGAGUUGGGGGACAGCACAUCUGUUUGAACCCACCACUGUGGUCCUCGAAUCACUCCAUCACACUGCCGGCCUUCUGACAUGGCGCAUUAUCUUUCUGAAAAAUGCCAUUGCCGUGGGGAAACAUGGUCGUCUUUAAGGGAUGUACGUUGUCUGCAACUGGUGUACGAUACUC
Messenger RNA from Schistocerca cancellata (South American locust), 1441 nucleotides. RefSeq names its product protein takeout-like. The transcript has 6 exons. Bases 1 to 807 code for a protein of 268 amino acids. The record is from RefSeq and is a predicted model, not a curated record. Lineage: Eukaryota; Metazoa; Arthropoda; Insecta; Orthoptera; Acrididae.